CAGAGAAACCACGCUGAGACCGAGGCACGGGAACGUAAGCUGAGGAAUCUGAAAGGACCCCCCCAAUCUCACACAGCAGACGGUGGGACCAUGAGGACCGUAGCGGCUCUGCUGCUUCUCUGUCUGUGCGAUCCAGGACGGAGUGACUGCCAGACUGACUGCCUGUCCUGCAGCAAAAUCCUGCCUAAACAGCUCAGUUUCAACACUGUGGUGUGUUUGAUUGGAUGCAAAAGCAGCGCCUCUCCUUCCUCCUCCUGGGACAUCUGCCGUAAAGCGCUACCUUCUUCUUCCCCCGAUGGCACCAUUAGAAGAAGAUCCCAAGAGGAAGCUGAUGUCCUACUUCCUGAGGAAGAGGAGCAAGUGGAUGGGGGUCUAUUCCUGCCCAUGGCUUUGCAGAGAUUCAACCACAUGACCCGCGCACUCGACCUGAACGACAGGGGCCUGGUCGGCCAGAGCAGCCAGCUGAGCUCCCUUUACGGCUCCCAGGAUGCCCUGUCGCUCGCCGAUGAGUACGAGGAGGAGCAGGCAGGGCAGGAAGGGGAGGACGCCGGCGAGGCAGCGAGAGGGCAGGACGACCCGGAGCUUAGCGUCUCCAAGAGGUUCGGCGGCUUCGUCAAGGGGAGGCACGGCUACAGGAAGUUGGUCUCUCCGGGAAAGUCGUACCAGAAGAGGUACGGGGGCUUCAUCGGGAUCCGGAAGUCGGCCCGCAAGUGGAACAACCAGAAACGCUUCAGCGAGUUCCUGAAGCAGUACCUGGGCAUGAGCGCCCGGUCCACCGAGUUCAACAGCGUCUCGGGAGAACUCACCCGGCAGAAUGAGGUGUGAGGGAGCGGCCCUCCAGAAGGCCUCGCCAUGACAGACAUACCAGAUGUGUUUUCAGUUGUCUUCUGUUAGAGCAGAGAACAUUUCACAGUUAAUCUGUCAACAUUACAGUCACACAAUUUGAUUAAGUACAUAAAAAAAACCAACCCCAUCACAGCUUCUGGGUGUAUGAACAGUCUCUCCCCCCAAUCUUUUCUAUUUAUAGCUUCUUUCUUUUUUUUUUUAAAUCCUGUAUAAUGAAUUUGGAAAAAAAAAUGCUUCUUUUUCUAAACCGGAAUCCUUCUUACAGUGGGGAAGCUAAAUCAUGUUAGAAGUUACUUUCCACGUCUUAAAAAAGCAUAAAGAAGGAUUCGAAAAGUGGAAUUACAUUGAAACGUUUUCCGACUUUGUACAAGAAUGAACAUAAAAGAAAACCAUGCAUAGGAAUGUAUUUCAUUCCCCCCAUUUGCUCCAUUGUAUCCAUUUAACUCUUUAAGGAAGAGUUAGGAAAUCUGAAAAUCUGAGUUAGGAAAAGUGACAUGGAAAUCUGUUGGGCAUCUGUCCUCUUGAGAUUCGCAAAGAAACUAAAUCUAAAAUUCCUGCUUUUUGAAAAUAUUCUGUGGCACCUUGCAAACAUUUUUGCUUCCAUCUCGUCUGCUUCGGGCCUCGUUGCGGCUGAAAAUUUGAGCACUUUCUUUUUUUCGUAUGUCGCCAUCGAGUGGACAAAUAUGUAUAGCAGUCCAAAAUGAAAUGUAAUGUCUGUUUGUUUUUUUUUUGUAUUCUUUCCUCUGUUUUUCAUGCUCUAGUCUCUUGGUGAUAAAAAAAACAAAAAAAGUUCAGCAGCACUGUAUCUGUGUUUGACUUAUGUUGAAAAAAUUAAAAUGUAUAAAAAUCCACAUUUAGAUUUUGUCGCUCAAUAUCUCCAGAAUCGUAGAACUGAUACAGAUAAAGUCACUCAACUCGAACAGCUCCAGACAGCAUGCAGCAUUCAUUCAGACUUUAUGACAGUCAUCAGUCUUGAUUAUGCUGUGCACAGUUGAGCAUACCCUUUGACGGCCUGUUGUGUUUGAAUACUUGUGUGUCAUAUUUGUCUCUGAACUGUUACAGAUGUCAAAUGUUUUGUCUUGUAAAUAACUGAACUGAAACAUGCCAAUAAAUAUAGUUUACUA
Molecule: messenger RNA, 1970 nt
Organism: Poeciliopsis prolifica (blackstripe livebearer)
Lineage: Eukaryota; Metazoa; Chordata; Actinopteri; Cyprinodontiformes; Poeciliidae
Gene: pnoca
Product: prepronociceptin a
Exons: 3
Coding region: 91-825 (244 amino acids)
Biological process (GO): chemical synaptic transmission; sensory perception; neuropeptide signaling pathway
Cellular component (GO): plasma membrane; neuronal cell body; axon terminus
Molecular function (GO): opioid receptor binding
Source: RefSeq, a predicted model, not a curated record